Molecule: messenger RNA, 2184 nt
Organism: Ordospora pajunii
Lineage: Eukaryota; Fungi; Microsporidia; Ordosporidae
Exons: 1
Coding region: 1-2184 (727 amino acids)
Biological process (GO): ribosomal small subunit assembly; maturation of SSU-rRNA from tricistronic rRNA transcript (SSU-rRNA, 5.8S rRNA, LSU-rRNA)
Cellular component (GO): small-subunit processome; Pwp2p-containing subcomplex of 90S preribosome
Molecular function (GO): protein binding
Source: RefSeq, a predicted model, not a curated record
AUGAGGGAGUACACGCUGAAAACCGUCAUCCCAACUGAGUCUGAGGCAAAAGGAAUCUAUUACAACGGAGAUCUUUACUUUGCAUCGAGCAACCACCUAUUCAAGGUCAGAGAAGGUAGGCACAAAAGGAUCUGCGGCUCAAAUGAAACAAUUCUUGGAUUUUCAAUCUGCAAAAGACUGUUUACUAUUACUAAGGACAGAAUGUACAUGAACAAUCAGGACAGAAUUAUAGGCUCGCUCAAGAAGUCGUUUUCUUGCAUAGAGGCGAAUGAGCAUUUUAUUGCAGCUGGAUGCUCAAGAGUGCUUGAGAUCUGGCAUGUUCCCAAAGAAAUUAAGUUUACGCUAUUCAGUCUGCAUUCUAGGCAUUUUGGGCACUUCUUGGACAUCACGUGCGUUAGAUUUCUUGACAGCAAUUUAGUGCUGACGGCAAGCAAGGACUGUACAGUAAGGCUCAUUAAUAUUCUCAAAAACAAAUCCACACGUGUGUGCAACACGAUUGGGAUACCGGUUGGUAUUCAUGUUAUUGACGACGACAAGAAGGAAAUAGCUGUUGUGUGUGAAGGGGGAGCGAUAUUAUACUAUGCACUAGAUGGAUACAAGAUGCAAUUUAAGGAUAGAGUAUAUAUUAACUCGAAAAUACUGGCAUCAAGCUGCUACUCCGGAUUUAUAGCUGUUUCCUUAGACUCAGGCAAGGAGGGUAAUCUGCUUGUGUACAAGGGAGUGGAGGUUGUCCACCAUGCAACGGUUUGCCACAAGAUAUCAGGCAUUUCUCUGUUUGGGGCUUGCAUUGCAAUAAGGGGGCCGAAGUUUGUUGCUAUAUAUGACCUGGCAGUCAAUGUCUUUCUGUUUGAGUUGGAUCUUCCGAAGAUAAUAUCAAUGGAUGUAAAGAGAAACAUUAUUGCUACUGGAUGUUGCGACAAAAAAGUCAGACUGUAUGAUGAGCAACGAUGCAUGAAUACACUUGGGGAUCCAAACAUGACGCAUAGUGUCUUUAGUGUGCACAUUCUGAAUAACUCUGUGCUGUGUGUAUGUGUAGAUGGGAGAGUGUCUGUCUGGGAUGUAAAGAAUGGCACGUGCUAUAGGUCGUUCCAAGUGGAGAUGCGAGUGUGUAGCACUGAGGUUAGUGAAGACGGCCUUUUGCUGUUUGUUGCAAAUUUUGAUGAUUAUUCAAUAAGAGUUAUUGACUUGCAGAGAAGUAAAGAGAUUGAUGUGCUGAAAGGGCAUGAAGGGCCUGUGACAAGAAUGGUAUGGAGCAGAAGCUCGUUGUACUCUGUGUCGUACGACAAUGUUGUGAAGAAAUGGGACGUGUAUAACCAAGUAGUUUUAGAUCUUGAUGUUGAAAAGACAAUUACUGGGCUGUGUGUAAGAGACGGAAAGAUGUGUGUGUGUACAGUUGGUGAGAUAACAAUAUAUGACGAGCAGUUUGAUUAUGAAAGGUCAGUUAAGAUAUCACUGAAGGCACGCAAGAGAAACGAAGUUUUUAUCAGUGAAAAGCCGGUGGAAUGUGCAGAGUUCUCGUUGGAUAACAGAUUUUUGAUAUGCGGAGGAGAGUCAAACACGAUGAAGAUUGUGGCUGUGGACACAGGAGAUGUUGUCCAAGAGAUGCGUGUUUCGCAGAAUAGGGAAUGGGAAAACUAUAAAGAAAUGCUUGGUAAAGAGGCAGAUACGCCGUUUGAUAAGACAAAGAUUAUUGAAGUUCUGAAGAUAAUACACAGCGAGAGCCAAAGGAUGUUUUAUGUUCUGACACGAGAUGGGAUCAAUGUAUAUGAAGUGUCGUCCGUGAAGUUUAUUCCGAUCAGAAUGGACAUCUCACUGACGCCAGAGUCAAUACGCUUGUAUGUUGAGAACGAAGAGUAUCUGAAGGCCAUGAUUGGAUCAUUGAGGCUGAAUCAGCACGAGAUCAUACAAGAGGUCGUGCUCUCUUGCCCGAUUGGGAGAGCAGAAGGAGUUGUAAAGCAUCUAGAAGAGUCAUUGGCCGGUGUACUGAGAGAAGUGGUUUCAAAGAUGAUUGAGAGCUCGAUGGAUUGCCUAGUGGCAGUCAAGUGGUUAGGCCUAGUUGUACUAUAUUUUGGAUCGAAUGGCAUUAAAAGGUCUGAGCUCGAUAAGCUUCGAAGGAAUACCAGCAUGAUUCUAAAAACGGGAAGGCUGAAUAGAGCAAUGCUGGAGAACAUUGCAAGAAAAUGA